UAAGAUCAGAGGAGGAGGGAUAUCAAUUAUGGCAACGUCUUCCUUCACAGCUCGUGGUGCUCACACCAUGAACACCAUGUUCUCCAAGCCGAUGCUGAGGAAGUCGAUACACAAGAAGAGCGCGUCACACGAUAUAGCGCGAGAGACGGCGAAAGCAGACGGAGGAGGAGAGGAGAUGAAGACAGCCGUCGGAUCUUCAUCGUCGGCGAGAAGUUGGGUGCCUCACGAACGGACAGGCAUCUACUAUCCCAAGGGACAGGAGAACGUCCUUCAAGAUGUUCCUCCUCCUCCUCGUACCGAAACGGAUGAUGAUGCCGUCGUUAAUUGGUUCUCCUGAUCGUAUUGGAAAAAUCCAUCCCACUUUUUUUUAUAAAAUUUGUUAUUAUCAUCAUUGUGGGUCGAUGCAUAGUGUAUGUGUUAUUGUGCCUUUGAACAAAAUAAUGGUUAUAUAUCAUAUGGAUCGGCUUGUAAGUGUAUGGAUAUAUAUUAAAACGCCCAAAUCUCUUUUUUUUUUUU
Messenger RNA from Tarenaya hassleriana, 516 nucleotides. RefSeq lists its product as uncharacterized. Bases 29 to 337 code for a protein of 102 amino acids. The transcript is spliced from 2 exons. NCBI's taxonomy places the organism in Eukaryota, Viridiplantae, Streptophyta, Magnoliopsida, Brassicales, Cleomaceae. The record is from RefSeq and is a predicted model, not a curated record.